Botrytis cinerea B05.10 is the source of this 1289-nucleotide messenger RNA. RefSeq lists its product as hypothetical. The transcript has a single exon. Bases 147 to 1007 code for a protein of 286 amino acids. The record is from RefSeq and is a predicted model, not a curated record. Lineage: Eukaryota; Fungi; Ascomycota; Leotiomycetes; Helotiales; Sclerotiniaceae.
GGCACCAACAAACGACGUCGAACCUUUCCUCUCAAUCACCCUAUCUCUGUAUCGAUGCCUUCCCGACGAUGAUAGUCUGUCUGUAAGCUUCCAGAGAGACAGAUGGCUCAAUUGUUUGUUGAGAUUCGGCUCUUCAGAAGGGGGACAUGUACGACAUAAUCAACACGACCAUGGAGUCGAAACGUGAACCUGCCAAUGAAAUUCCAGAGUCAACCCCAAUAAAUAACACCAGAUUCCGCCGACUCCUGACACUUGCCUCAAUAGCAGUCGUCAAGCGAUUUCGCCGCCGUAGUCCUGGCGUCCUCAAUAUAUCCAAAGGGGUUUGCGUUAAAUUUGGCGCCUUUAGAACUUUGGCAGAAGCGUCAGCCAUGAAAUUCAUUGGAGAGCACACGUCUAUUCCAGUGCCUAAAAUUUACUGUUCUUUUGUACACAAGGGAAAAACAUACAUUGUCAUGGAAAGAAUACGUGGAAAACACAUAGCGCGUGGGUGGGCACUUCGGACGCCCGAAUCCCAAGCUAAAAUACUUUCUCAAAUUCGGGAGAUGGUUGCGGAGAUGCGCAAGUUGACUCCAGAAACGUCACGAAUUGCCAACGUUGACGGCGGAAUAUUAUAUGAUGGAAGACUUAAUGGGCCGGAACAAUUUGGACCCUUCGAAAAUACCAAUGAGUUUCACCGAUAUCUGCGGUCGGAUUUUCCAGCUCGUCCAACCAACCCGGAGGGUGUGAAUGAGCUUAUUGAAUGGCAGGAUGGACCUUGGCACGAUCUACCUGUCUUCACACAUGGCGAUUUGAGUAGUUUUAACAUUCUUGCAGUCGGCGACAAAGUGGUUGGCAUCAUUGAUUGGGAGACUGCCGGUUGGUAUCCCCUCUACUGGGAGUAUACAACAGCCAUGUACGUCAACCCGCAGAAUUUGUUUUGGAAAAAGGAAGUUGAUAAAUUUUUGGAUGCAUUCCCUACUGCACAAGCUAUGGAAGAGAUUCGGCAAAAACACUUUGGAGACUACUGAGUCGAAACCGCGUCAAUGCUAUUCUAAAGAAGGCCGCUCCCUGGAGCAUGGUAAUCUUGUUUCUACAAUUACUGCGAUGCUAGCCUGCCGAAUUGACAUGUGGAGACUAAAACUUACUGGAGGCCUAUGUUGAACUCUUUCUAAUACCCAUUUGCAAGGGGUUUUGUCUUAUUUCUUCAUCGUCCUCUGAAGGAGACGACUUGGGCGUUAAAACAACCUGAGGUUAACAACAUCUAGGGAAUUUUUUAAAUUUAACAAUCAUCACUGUGAUUUACGCUCACA